Messenger RNA from Onthophagus taurus, 1402 nucleotides. It is a transcript of the gene CstF64, whose product is annotated as cleavage stimulation factor subunit 2 CstF64. The record is from RefSeq and is a predicted model, not a curated record. Gene Ontology annotation, biological process: mRNA 3'-end processing. Gene Ontology annotation, cellular component: mRNA cleavage and polyadenylation specificity factor complex. Lineage: Eukaryota; Metazoa; Arthropoda; Insecta; Coleoptera; Scarabaeidae. Gene Ontology annotation, molecular function: mRNA binding.
CACUGUAACAAUUGUCGUUUGACAUUUAGUGUCAUAGAAACGUUAUAAUUUUGAUUCCGUUGAUUAUUACGUGAAAAUUUCUUAAAAAGCCCACUAUUUUGAAUAUAUUAAUUGUUUUCAAUCAAAAACCAAAACAAUGGACAGUCUAGACGCAAAUAUCAUGGAUAAAUCCAUGCGAUCCGUCUUUGUGGGAAACAUUCCUUAUGAAGCCACCGAAGAGAAACUUAAAGAUAUAUUUGGGGAAGUUGGACAAGUUUUAUCAUUUAAGUUGGUUUUUGAUCGGGAAACUGGUAAACCAAAAGGUUACGGUUUUUGCGAAUACAGAGACCAAGAGACUGCACUGAGCGCAAUGCGUAACUUGAAUGGUUAUGAGAUAGGAGGGCGAAAUCUUCGAGUUGAUAAUGCAUGUACGGAAAAAUCAAGAAUGGAAAUGCAGAAUUUAUUGAAUCAACCACCAGUUGAAAAUCCUUAUGGGGAACCAAUUCAAGCUGAUAAAGCACCGGAGGCUAUUAGUAAAGCUGUUGCUUCUUUACCACCCGAACAAAUGUUUGAAUUAAUGAAGCAAAUGAAAUUUUGUAUUCAAAACAACCCAACUGAAGCUCGAACCAUGUUGUUACAAAAUCCCCAAUUAACUUAUGCUUUACUUCAAGCUCAAGUGGUGAUGAGAAUAUUAGAUCCCCAAACUGCUUGUAGUAUGUUACAUCCCCAAACCGCUCAACCAACACCUUUAAUACCUUCUGAUAAACCUGUAAUUGGACCAGUGCCGAUUAAUACUAAUUUUGGCACCCCUCAAAAUACAAAUUCAACAAUAAAUCGUUCAGAAUUCACUCCGGCCACAACUUUGUCUGGAAGCCAACCAGUUUUUUCAAAUCAAGAUGUGGAUUUACGUUCUUUAGAUCCUCGAGGGCCAGAUCCAAGGAUGAAUCGCAACAUGGGUGAUCAGGACAUGAGAACGAUUUCUACACAAUUACCAAAUCCAUUGCCGCCAGUUGGAGACACUUAUGCAAGAGAUCCGAGAACUAAUUAUCCUCCAGAAACUAGAUUACCUACAAGGGGUGAUCCAAGACAAAAAAAUACAGCUCCUGUUCAAACUCCAACUGCAACUCCAAGUGUACGUCCACAACCUGUACCAGCUCCUGUUCAGGUUCAACAGCAAGCUUUUAGAGGUGUAGCUGCAAUUUCACCCAAUAUCGGACCAUCGGGUGCUUCAGAUCAAGAAAAAGCAGCUCUAAUCAUGCAAGUUUUACAACUUUCCGAUGAACAAAUUGGGUUGUUACCCCCGGAGCAACGAAACAGUAUCUUGGUACUGAAGGAGCAAAUUGCAAAAAGUACUCAACGUUAAUAUAAAGGGACGUUUUAAUAUCAAUAUUUUGUAUUAAAUAAAGAUGAUUACAAUUUUUAA